AUGGGCGGGUGUGUAUCAGGGCCAUUUACUAAUAUUAAAGUUGCUAAAUUAUCAUUUACUAAUAAAGGAAUUAUUAAACAAGGUGGAUUUGGAACUGUUUAUCGUGUCCGUGAGAAGGAGACGAAUGAAGAAUUGGCUGUCAAAAUCAUUACCACAAAAAAUGAUGAAAGUCUAGCGAAGAAAGCCAAAUAUGAGAUUUCCAUUCUUAGGAAAUUCCGGAACUUGAAAGAAAUUGUUCAUUUGAUGUCAGCUGAUUUUGAUGACUACGGCAACUACUAUCUCGUAUUUCCCUAUUUCCCACGUGGAAGCUUAGCUGACCUCUUGGCUGAUUUUCGGAAAUAUGAUUUGAGAUUAACAAAAGAAAGAAUUGUAUUCUUCCUUUCACACAUACUGAAUGGCCUGAUAUGGAUUCACACCAUGGGCUAUAUCCACCGUGAUUUAAAACCGGCAAACUUUGUUUUCAAUGAUCGUGAUGAACUUGUAAUAAUUGAUUUGGGAUCUGUCAUGAGAAAGAAUAUAAUUAUUGGUAAUAAUAAUGAGAGGAAUCGAUUGGUCGAUGAAUGUAACGAGAUGUGCUCCAUCCUAUACAGACCUCCAGAGUUGUUUAGUUGUGAUUUGGGCUCUUUCAUCACCGACAAAGUCGAUAUUUGGAUGCUCGGAUGUUGUUUAUACGAAAUGAUUUAUACAAGGAAUCCUAUGGAAGCUGUUCAUGCUUCUGGCAACAGCGUGGCUUUAGCAGCACUGUCACCAGAAAGGUUUCCUUAUCCAAAUGAUCACUGUGUUGAUGAUGAGAUACUCAACUUGGCUAAAAAAAUGAUGCAAGCUGAUCCUGCGAGACGGAUUUCUCUUCGUCGAGUUCGAGAAGCAGUUGCUGCUAUGCAGGAGACUGAAGAAGAGGAGGAAGAGGAAGUGGAGCACGUGGAAACAGAACAAGGAACCAGUACAUGUAUUCAACAGAGUCAUUUUGCAGAGGCAUUAGCUAUGGGACGCCUCGAUAUGCAUCUUGAGGGAGCACCAGAUCUGGACGAAAACCACUUGCGCACUGUACCAGAACAAGAUGAACCGUCUGAAUCUUCGGAUGAACCACCUACUAGACAGGAUUCUAGAGCUGAAGACGAGCAAUCUGUUGAGAACUUAACUAAUUAUGUUGCUGGUUCAGAACCACCUGAUUCUGAUAGAUCAGAUCCUGAUAAAGUUGAGCAGGAAGAUAGCCAAAUUUCAACUGUGGAAUCGGAAGUGGUGGAAGCUGAAGUUGCACCAGUUGAAGUUAGAAGUUCCAGAGGUCCACCUCCUCCAAUUACUCCUCGAGGUCCAAUUCCAUUCAAUCCUAUGCGCUUCCUUAUCAAACGGGCUGCAGAUAACUGCAGAGAAAAGUAUAGAAGAAAAUUCCGUCGAGCUGGUCGAAUGAGCGCAGUUCACGAAGAAUCAGAGGAUGCAGCGAAAUCCACUUCUUCUAUGUUUACUUUCCAUGAUGCAGCAAGUUCAGGAGACAGUUCAACACCAUUAGUAAGGAAAGAUUUGGAACAUUCUUACUUGCCCCCUAGAGCAGCUUUAGUAUCUGGUCAACGUUAUCCAGAGAGAGGACAAUUGCUUUCCAAGUUUGCACAUCAUAAAAAUCCUCAGGUCAUCUUCACAUCACGCUUUAUCGAGAACUAUCUCUAUUUCAAAAGGAACGGAUUCUCCAUUCCAGAUGCUAGUGUGCCCACCAGUAUUUUGAUUGAAGAAGAGAAAGCUGCUCACGAAAGGAAAAUGGCAAUCCUGAUGAAGGCAAAGGAAAAGGCUGAAGAGAAGAAGAAAGAGAAAGCGCAAAAGGCGCAAGAAAGAAAAGAAAUGUUGGAAAGGCAAGCAGAAGAAGAUCCCGAUAGAACUCCUCCGGCUACUCCCGUCGUUGAAUGCAAAGAGCCACGUCCAUCACCUUUCCACUACAUGCCGUUUGAUCCGACUUCUGACACAUUCAUUUCAGUUGAAGACCAAAUUGACUUCAUCAAAGAAUAUCACGAUGAAGAGCUGAAGGUUAUUCAGCAGCCAAAUCUUCCACCUCCACGAACUUUCCUUGAACUCUUGAGAAGAUUUAGGACUGGACAAAAGCGAUUUUCCGAGCCAUAUCUUCUGAUUGAUCCACCUCCAGUUAUGCGACCUGAUCCCAUAGUAGACCUGCUCGAAGAGAUACAAGACGUUCCAGAAAGACCGGAUUCACCCUACUCUGUUUGGAGACAGUGCAAAGUUUUCGAUAGAACAUUCACCAAGAAAUUGGCCAAGAGUGCUCUUCGAAAGGAGCCUUUCCUGCCCAAACACUAUCCGAUUGAUCGUGAAAGAAUGAAGCUUCCACCAGUACCAUCUCCUGUGCCAUCAAUCACGGAAAGUCGAAAGAAAAAAAAGAAACGACCCGCCCAAACUCAACAGGAAGACUUUUCUCAACUCACAUCAGUUCCAUCACGAUUCGAUACUAACCAGCCAGCAUCUAAAACGGUAGAUAUUCCGAUGCAAACGUUUUCCAGGCCGAAAGAACCAUCAUCUCACAUAAUGACAGAAGUUGUGGUGGAGCCAAUACCAAAUGUUCCUUGUACGUGUGAAACAGAAGUAAUGGAAACGGAAAUUAUGUCUCAAGAGCCAGCUUAUGUUAUCAAUGAGCUUGGAAUAUCGAUGCCAACCAACUUGAAAGCAUUCGAAAAUGACAGUCCAGAGACUGCUCGGAUCAAAGCCAAAGGAGAGCUCAUAUUUGUUCCAGCCCUACACCUUCCCGAUACCCUACCCGCCCUCUGUGAUGACAGUUCCGAAUCAGAUGAAUCGGAGUUCUCACCAUCACAAGAAUCACAGAGAAAACUACUUUGA
Messenger RNA from Auanema sp. JU1783, 2832 nucleotides. Lineage: Eukaryota; Metazoa; Nematoda; Chromadorea; Rhabditida; Rhabditidae. The record is from the annotation of a GenBank genome assembly.